AAGGAGUAAAGAUCUGUUGGAUUCGCGUUCGUCUCUUCGUCCUUGCUUGCGGUCUGUCAACUUCAUCGGACGUCCUCUGAACAUCAACAUCUGAAGUGCACACCAAUGCCAAAAUCGGUUUGUCGGAAUAUUCUUCGUAUCAAAGAGUCGUCUAGCCUUUUUCUUGUGGAAGUAGUAAGUCGUCUUGUUUUUAUUUUGGAAGUACUUGUUGCGGUUGUUGAUGUCUUUAUUCGGUCUUGAACCCCAAACCCUAGGCCCAAAAACUUCAUCUUCGGUGAAAAUGGCAAAAAAUCGACUGUAUGAAGAAUACAAGUUUUUACACAUCAUACCAUAGAAUAAGGAAAUAAGACUUGUUCCAUACUAGUUGUAUAACACGAUGACGAUUUCCGCUCCUCCUUUUGGAGGAAAAGCGUUCUCUCAAGAGAUGGCGGAAAGACCACAACUCGGCUUUGCGAGACCCGCAUCUUCUAGUACUAUGAAUUCUGGUGGUAGUACGACUAGUGUCUGGACGAGUGAUGAGUAUUCAUCUACUUGUUCUGGUACAUCUACAUCUACUACGACUCCUAGCAUGAGGAGUUCUAUUUCUACUCUUCGGACAACUACGAAGUCUGCAGCCAUUUCGUCGCUAUUUGGUCCCGGAGGUCCCUCUGCGAGUAAGCUUAAGGCGAAUGAUGGUCUGCAUAUGUUGUUCACUAGACAGUAAUUUUUUUAGAAGUACUAGGCGAUAAUUUUCAUCUAAGAUCGAAAUUAUAUCCUCCGGUUAGAUGAAAGUUAAGUCAUUCUUCUAUGUAAGUUCGUUGUAUGAUGCAGCUAAUGAGGUGGACUCAGACUCCCUUGAAGACAGGAACAGACACGCAUGGGAAUCAUAAUCAAUUCCACUUCACGCUGGAUAUCUCUUUCCUCUAAUAUCAAGACGCGCAUGCUAGUCAAGACAAAACGUGCGCAGCCUGUCUUAGCAGUCGGCGGAAGUGCUAUAAGAGCAAAUCCUAGGUGGAAACAGACUCCCAAUGCAGCGAUUCAGCAAGCAAUGAGAUGUGGUGCAGCCCCAUUUGGGGUUAGGUAUAUUUCUGCUAGUUUUUGAUAUGAGUAGAUUUACUCCUUGCUUUUUUGACCAUGUUGAAGGAACGUAGUAUUGCACUGAGUCGUGACUCGUUCGCCUCCUAGCUGACGCCUUGACAUUUUUUCUCCUUCGAUUAUCCUCACAGGUUACGCCGUUGUGGCCUUGUCUUUUUGUGGUGUUGCCUAACGUUCUUGAUCUUGGAGCCUAUCGUUGGAAUCUGGAGCGAGAUUACAAAUGGGAACCAUUACGCUAAUGACGGUGAUUUCGUAAUUCGAAAUUCUCCUGGACGAGAUGCAGCUGAGGAGGACAAAGCAGAGCGCAGAAGGAGGAGACGUCUAGCUUCUCGUAACAUGUUUUUGGAGGUGCAGCCAGCGAAAAUAACUACAGACGCAGAAGGAGGUGUUGAGAACAAUGAUGAAGAUGGAGGUGUUGAGAACAAUGAUGAAGAUGAAGGGGAUACAGUACAAGAACUACAUACAAAGAACCACGGCAACGAUUUUCUUCAAGAAAAUCUUCUUGACGCUCCUACAGGAGGAAACCUCAACCAUCUUGACGAGCAGGAUGACACCAGCAGCGUCUUGCGUCCGAUUCGUCGAGUAGAACCUAACGCUUUUCUGGAUGUUGAGCAUAGCUCUGGUGCUGCGGCCGACGUUGAAGAAGACUACUCAUUUGCUGCUGAUGCAGCUUUGCUAGUGGAAACAAGUGGUAUCGAUGUUCCGAUGGACGACGAGGAGCAAGCCUUUUUGGAUUUAUGACUGGACUUUCUUACUUAUUCUUGACCUAGGCCAGUCACAAUCUGAAAUGAUCUCUCCACGAUGAUGAUUGCCAUUUGUGUGGACAAACACGACAGCGAGUCACAGUCUAGUACUUUGUGAUGACCAUCUCUGUGGCUGAGAAGGUUUCUUCUCAAUGAUAAUUAUACAUAGAUCCCCAUACGUUGAUCUUCAUUCAAGUUCUUCUAACAAAGAUCAAUAGAAGAGGUCCGGCAGCUAUGAGGAAGAAGAAACGACCGGCGUCCUUCCUUGAGGAGCCUACUGAUCCGGCCGAGAGCAGUGACGGGCAACAACAUGACGUCGACGCGGACGAAGAGGAACAUGAGAGACCAGCGAGAGGAAGCAGACCGAACAAAGUCAGCCACAAGAACAAGAAGCAGGAUAAGAACCAGGAGAAGGAGAAGGGCAGUAAUGAACAACAUCAACAAGGAGGUGCUGGUAAGGACAGAAUUACAAGGAAUGCUCACAGUACGAAGAUGAAUGAGGGGAAGGCCAAGAAUGCGCCGCCGACUGCUGUCUCUUCUAAGACAAUUUAAGGCGCUACUUUGUUCAUCUUUCUGAUUCUGUGCUAACUGAACUAGGUCAAGAAUCGACUUCGAUACAUAGAUAUUCAGUUUUGUAUCUAUAAUAGGUCUACGGAUGUUGUACCUGUAAAGUGCUACGCAUUCAGCUCACUGGCUCUAAUUCUAAAAAGAAAAACAAUCAAGUACAGACCAACUGGCGCAUCAAUUCGCGCGAACUAGAACCGGGAAGUUCUUCAACCGCUUCUUUCCUCGUUCCGCACGUCAGGCAUUUCUUGCCUAUCUCGCUGCGGUCACGCUCCUCGUAAUCCUUGUUUGCGCGCCAUUGCUAUGGCACUUCGGCGCCUGCUGGUCGUCUUCACGUACUACUAGAACUUCCGUGGGGACGUCUACCACAACAAUAGCGGAGGGCACAAGAACUACAGCAGCGAAUGAACAAAGUACGGGAGUUCCGGAGGGGGAACUGAAUGUUACGGAAAUGAGAAUGAUGUGCGAGUUGUAGAAGGUUUACUUAUGUUUUUUUAGGUGUGUACUAGUACUUAAACUUCUUCAGUGUUUGAUUCGCUACUUUGAAGUGCCUUACUUUCCAAGUGAUGCUCCAGGUCCCUAGAAACCGAAAAAAGCUACUCCUACAAGAAGGAACUUCUAUUCUUGUUCCCUAACUCUAACUCUAUUUCUAAUGUAAUUUGUCGCAACUACUACGCGAACUCCGAUUCACGACUUGAAGGAGAUGACGAUGCAGAAGAUUCUGAGGAGGUUGAGGUCUUCAAAAACGAAGCUAACUGUACACCAAGAGGAGGACAACGUCAACAAUCAAAACUACUACCAAAAGCAAAACAUCAAUCUUCAGAAUCACAUCAAGAAGAACCUGGCACCUCUCGGUUCAGCAGGAUCACAAGACUACUGUUAGGCACCGGGAGGCUGUCCUCCUCCGACAAGGCAGAAGAACAGCGGCUUCUAUCUUCAGGUAGAAGUAUUAGUAGUAGAGAAGAUGAACAGGGUCUUGUUUUAGAUUCUGUGCAACAAUAUGAUUCCAUUACUAGUGCAACCAUAUCAGCACCCCGAAGUACCUUGAUGACGUCGAAGGGGUAUCAACACAGCAACAAGGAGAUACCGCAUAAUUUGCGUGGGGAGUCUUCUACAUCUAGUGGUGCUGCGACUCCCAGUGGCGGCGCUAGCAGUGGAACGGAAAGUUCGUUAGAGCCUUUCUCUCUUGUGCCACAGGAGCGAGAUCAUGCUGAUAAUCCUCUCGAAUUUGUUCACGGGAGGAUCAUUGAGGAUGGCUUGUCAACGACAGCUGGCGCAGAGCGACCUGUAAUAACGGUGUGGGCGUCACAGAGUAACGACCGUACAGGGAGCUCAAGAAUAGUGGGUUUCAGAAGCGCGAAGAGCUUGACGGAGGAAACAUCUUCGUCUAAGAAUAAGUUAAGACGCGUCCAGGUGAGCUUCUAUUUAACAGAUGAUGGAGAUAAUAUCACACGCGAAAGCGAUAUAAUUCAUAUUCCAUCAAUAUACCAAUACCUUGGCAACGACCUUACUCAGGUCACCUGCCUCGGUGUUGUCCAUCGACCUUACUCAGGUCACCCAUCAUUCUCGGAGUCGAGCUGGUGCCGGCGGAGCUCGACGCGCAGGAUCUAUAACCUAACCUAACCAAAACAUCUUCGGAGCAGCUCUAAUCAAUGGUGCAGUUAACCUCGACAACGGCAAGGGGAAGAAAGGCGGGAUGAAAGGAAAAGCGAGUAUGUUGAAGGGAAAAUCGGGGUACUACAGUAAUAAAGGUGGAAAGGGAUCACGCAAGUCGUCAUCGGCAUCUUCUGACAGUGGAAGCAUCUCACCGCUGCCUCAGGUUCGUGUGGCACCCGACUUGCUCAAUCCAGCUGUACCAAUUAUGGCUAAAAAUUUUUCAAAGGUUGAUGCAUGAAUAAAUUCAAGAUCUCAAUAGAUACUCUUGGUCAUAGAAGAGGUCUGCGAGGUCUGGAUUUACGUUUACUACAAUGAAAGAACUUGAAUUUAUACAUCGAUAUACAUAGAUACUUUGAGUAUAGGCAUCAUGAUCAUACUUAGCGAAGAUGAGCAUAAGAUGACAGCUACAGUACAGCACUGGACGUACUAGCUAGAAUUUCUAACUCAGUGCUCUUCCUGUCGUCGAAGGUCAGCACCACCUCAGAGAAUUUUGCAGUCGAUUCCCCACGGCAAGAACGAGUACCACUGCAAGGUAGUACGGAAGUAAAAACUACUCACGUUGAUGACUUCAUCCAAGACGACGAUCAAGAGAAGCUUCUACUACCAAUUCCUCUUCCCGGUGAUGAUGAAUCAUCUGAGGAAGACGAGGAGGAAACAUCUUCUAAGACAUCUUCUAAGCCAUCUUCUUCUAAGACAUCCUCUAAGACAUCUUCUAAGACGACUACUUUGACUUCAAAAGUACAACAGCGUGCGGAGAAACGGGUGCGCGCAUCCAGGAGCCGCAGACAUGAAGAGAUGCAGGACAGUGGAGAUCGCAUCCAACGAUGGAUCAACUCGGAGAGGAGAAAAAACUCCAAAAAUAGCAACUCUAUGGAGGACGAGAAUAAUGUUGUUGAGACGUGAGGAAUGAUGUCGUUCGUCACGUCUGAGCGAUUCGUUGAUCAUUAGAUUCCAAGACGUGAUCAUGAGGAACGAUUCGUUGAUCAUUAGAUUCCAAGAAUUGAAAGCGAACUUAAAUUUUUGUAAGUGACACGACUAGCACGAGCACGACUAAGGUGGUAGGACUACCUAUAGAUACGAAGUUCAAAUAUACUUGCGUCACGCGGCAAGUUGCGUGGAUAAAUGUCAUGUAGCCAAACUAGGACACAAGAUUCAAUGCACAGAAAAACACAAACUACACGAUCUUAAUAAAUCAAUCACACUAACAUGGAGCCGAUUAUAACACACUAAAUCUUGUUAAGCAAAUACCUCUAGUUAGGCACAUUCAUUCAUUCAUUAUCAUUCUUGUUUGUUCAAGAUUCAAGAAUACCCGACACUGAUAAUGGAUGUAUUACGUACUGAAUGAGAGAAAAGAAAGGAAGUCUUUGAACUCCUACUCAAGAAAUAAAUUAGUAACUAACUAAUGAAAGCGCCUACAAUCUAAACCAAUUCCUCACCCUUCAUAUUACGCACUGAAUGAGGUUGUCAUGGAUAGCAGUGAAAACUUCGUUGAACAACAGUGCAUAUAAAAAGUUGCAUUUUAUUGCUUCCUCUAAAAAUGAAUGAUCAGGCCUACGCCUAUUACAUGAGUCUAUCAUAAUCACGUAGAAAUAAAGCUUUUCUAAGACCUACUAGAACUUUUUUGUGAGAACUAAUCAAUGAACUCGUCUGUCAUAGUGUUUAACUAUUCCAAAAUCUGUCUUAGCAGGAGCUGAAGGACUAGGAGCAGACACGAAUGCAUGCUGUAAUCACGUAGUGAAAUAAUUCUCUUCCCAUAGCGUUCAACCGAUCAACAUUCCACAUUUUGCCUACAGACCAAGAAUAGAAAACUCAAUGUCUUCCCCCACUAUAUAUUAUAAGAUGAAGACCCGCGAACAUCUUUCCACACUAAAGAACUGCCAAUAUGAUCCCAACUUACCAGAGGAUUCAUUGCAGUGAAAUCAACCUAGAUGAAGAAUGAUCGUGAUCAAUGAU
Molecule: messenger RNA, 5990 nt
Organism: Amoebophrya sp. A25
Lineage: Eukaryota; Dinophyceae; Syndiniales; Amoebophryaceae
Source: the annotation of a GenBank genome assembly